AGCCAAAGACCUCUAGAUCUGUUCGCCGCGACACCUCUGGCCGAUGGCGUCUUCCGAAGUGUCCAGCGACUGGGAGCUCGCUGCAGGGUUGGCGCUGCCGCAGCAGAAGGUGGCGCUGCCGCGGGCCAAUGACUUCCGGCGCUUCGCGGAGCUGCAGCUGAUGCUGCGGGCCAGCGUGACCUGCAUGCUGGAGUUCACGAAGCGGGACUUCCAGGCCAUCCGAGAGGUGGCCCCAGAGUUCCAAACGACCUGCGAGGAGCUCCAGUCUACGUCCAAGCCAUUGCUGGACCUGAGCGCCUACGCGCAUGGUAUGGAGUCGCUGGUCCAGCGGAUCAAGGCCAAGGAGAAGCUGCGGAUCAUUUUCAUCGGCCCGCUGAAAGCUGGGAAGAGCACGUUGAUCAACAUGCUCCUCACGGCUCAUUUGCCGGAGCUGGAGAUGUUGGUUCCGGUGGACAAUAAGGCGGCCACCAACUGCAUCUGGAAGGUGGAGAGCACCUCGGGCAGCUGCGCGGAGGUGUUCCUCAAUGAGCAGCUGCAGCGGCGAUGGCCUCUGGAGGGCCUGGACCCACACGUGGUGCGCAGGGACCUGGCGGAGUACCUGGAGGAGCACUUCGCCCGAGACGCGAGGCCCUUCAACCGGGGGGAGAUCUGCAUCCUUCUGCCGCUGGAGUUGUUGGAUCCCUUCGGGUGCCACUACAGCCUGGUAGACACCCCGGGCUUCACCGAGAGCGCGGAGUAUCAGUCCUUGGUCGCCAAGUUCUUGGAGGAUCACUCCCACAUCGCGUGCAUGGUGUGCCCGCUCACCGAAGGCACAGCCCUGCCGAAGGAUACGCAGAGGAUGAUGAAGCUCAACUCCUACAGCAAGACAUUCUGGGUUUUGUCACGCUUUGACCUGGCUUUGGGCAUGAACCCCUCCAAGAAGCAGCAGAAGGUCACCAAGAGGCAGGCGGCGGAUAGCCUGGUCACCAAGUUCCAGCGGGACAUCUUGGGGCACAGCAGCGGCGGCCGGAUCUUCCGGCACGCCGGCGGAUUGCUGAUGGACCCCGAGGAUGAUCAAAACCAGGUCUUGCAGAAGUACUUGCCGCUUCAGGAGGCCCAGGGAUGGCUCAAGGAGAUCCGACACCACGUGAAGCAGAUCUUCCUCGAGCUGCAGCAGGAGCAGACGGUGCUGAGCAGCCAGGCCCAGCGCGCCCUGGUGCGCACGGCGGAGCUCACGGACGAGUACACCAAGCGCCUGAACACCUCCCCAGGAACGGUCGCCGCCAGCGACUACUACGCGCAAGAGAUGCAAGCCGCAGCCGAUGAGGCAGCCGAGCACUUGGAGCGGGAGAUCAAGCAGGAGAUUGACACCGUGCGCGAUCAGCAGCUACAAGAGCUCUGCAAACAAGCAGGUGACCAGGUCCGGGAGGAGGGCGGCUCCGCGCGCUGGGUGCGGCACGUCUACAUGAAGAGCCUCCUAGCGGCGCUGGUGCCCAAGAUCGAGAGGGAGCUGCAUGUCCGGCUGGAGGAGUGCAUGCAGCGUGCCCAGGAGCGGAUUUUGCUGGUGGCGCUGCGGCUGCUGCAGGAGGCCGGCCUGGAGCGGUCCGGGUCCGCGGAGUGCGUGAGCCGCAGCGAGAUCAUGUGCCCAGGGACGGACCACUUGCGCGCCAACUACCCCGUGGAGAGCGCGGCGAUGCUCACCUUCACGGCGCUCACCGUGGGCCGUCUUGCGGCCACCGAGGGCGGCUUGGCGGCCCUGGGCGCGGCGGGCUUCACCUUCACCUCGCUGCAGCUGGCGGGGCUGGUGGGGGUGGCCAUCGGCGGCAUCUGGGCGCUGGGGCUGUCCAUGAAGUACGCCCUGGAGCUGCACCCUUUGUGGACCUACGGCACUGCAGAAGAGGAGGUGGUCCAGGAGAUCCGGCGCACCAACCACUGGAGCAUCCUUUCCCAGGUGGCUUUUGCCCGGGGCAAGAACCAUCUCUUGUCCAACGCCGCUCGGUUUCGCUACAAGUUCAGCGAGCUGCUGCUGACGCGGGGCGCUUCCAUGGACGCCCUGCACAGCCUCUUCCCGGAUCUGCCGCUGCUGGAGCGGAUCCGCCAAAAGCUCUCGGACUGCUGCAAGGACAUCCAAGACUUCACAGACGCAGAGCCUUUGAAGGACAAGGCCGUGAUGGACCGCAUGGACUGCGUGGCAUUUGCAGACGCCAAAGACUGGAGGCAAGUGGUGAGCCGCACCGAGCCGUACGUGGCUGAGAACGCGCGCACAGACGUGGUGGACGGCGCGGUGCUGGCCAACUUGUUGGCCCUGCGCACAGAGGCCUUGGUGAAGAGCGACCGUUUGCGAGACGCCAAGCACAGCGUGGAGGUGUUCCGAAAGCUCUUCCCGGCGCUGGUGCUGCCCUUGGCCUACGAGGUGGCGGUGCAAGUUCUGCUCGAGUUCCUGGAGGGCACCAAGGAGGAGCGCACGCAGACGCGGGUGCGCUUCUGCAACGCGGAGCUGAGAUCUGCGGAGGGAGAGGUGCCGGAGUUGGUGGAGGUCUGGUACUUCGGGGUGGCGGCAUCCUUUCUGGACGACCAGCUCCAGGAAGAGGCCUGGAAGAGGCUCCUGGAGGCGGUGGGGCGCUUCAUGCGCCUGCGCUUGGCCCAGGUGCCCUGCUGGGACCGGAUCGUCUCGCGGCACAUGUCGCUGGCGAGCGAGAUUUGUGGCGAUGAAGCCGCCAUGAAGAACCAGGAGGAGAUGAAGAGGGUCUUCGAGGAAGAGUGCCGAAGCUUCGUGGAAGGCAUGACUCUAGCGGUGCAGAACCUGCUGGACGCGCUAUCCCCACAGCAGCUGGAUAUGAAGACGUUGGCACAGCCCAUCCUGAAGCACGUGGUUGCCACCGCGCAGUCCAUGCUGGAUCCAGACCUGUGUCAGAGCCUUCUGGCUCGGCUGCCGCCAAAGGGCCUGGAGAAGGAGUGGGAGGAGGUCUUUCUGCAGGUCCUGCCCUCCGAGUGAGCCUUAGGAACCAGGGCUUUGUGGGAUCACUUUCUGUGAUACUUUUGGGAAUCCC
Messenger RNA from Effrenium voratum, 3029 nucleotides. The record is from the annotation of a GenBank genome assembly. NCBI's taxonomy places the organism in Eukaryota, Dinophyceae, Suessiales, Symbiodiniaceae.